AUUCAUCAACCUUCCAUAAGUUCAUUCAAACACAACUCACAACCAGCUCUGACACUCGAGACAACAUCGUACAAUCAACCCAUAAGAUCAAUGGCGUCGGGACAGCAAUUCAAGGGAGACAGAGCGGAGGCAGCGGCCAAACUUGCCGCCAAAGACAUCGGCGAUAUCAACAGAGCGAACGAGCGCAACGACAACUUCGACCUUCAUUCCGAGGCCAACUUUAAGCAAGCACGAGCAGAAGCAGCUGCGAAGCUCGCCGCAAAGGAUCUGGAGGAUGUUAACAAAAUGAGGGACAGUAAUGCCACCACAUUCAAAGAGCAGCAGCACUACAGCGAGAAUAAACCCGGUGUGAUAGGGUCCAUGUUCAGAGCCGCUAAGGAAGCGGUGGUUGGGAAGCCUCACGAUGCGGUUGAGACCUGUCCAGGGGUUUACGAUUCCAGCAGAGAGAGGAUAACGAAGGAGCAAGGUGGGUCGAAGAUGGGGGAAUAUGCAGAUUAUGCGACUCAGAAGGCGAGAGAAACGAAGGAUGCAACGGUGCAGAAGGCUGGGGAGUACACGGACUUUGCGACUCAGAAAGCAAAAGAAAGCAAGGACUACGCCGCGGAUAAGGCAAAGGAAGCUAAAGAUGCUACAGUGCAGAAAGCUUCAGAGUACAAGGAUUAUACUGCUGAGAAGGCUAAGGAAGGGAAGGACAGUGCAACGGGGAAGCUUGGAGAGUUGAAGGACUCUGCUGCUGAUGCUGCUAAAAGAGCUAUGGGCUACUUCACCGGCACCAGAGACGAAACAAAGGUGAGUGGAACUGCGGAGGAUACCAGGCGAAGAACCCAAGAGGUAAGGGUGCAGGAUAAGGACUAUGGAACGGGGCAUGGAGGAGAGAAGGUGGUGAUAAAAAUGGAGGAGUCUCGGCCGGGAGCGGUGGCGGAUGCGAUGAAAGCGGCGGAGAGGGCCUUGGGCGGCGAGAUGGAGGAAGAAGGUAUCCUUCGUGUGGAGCGUCGUAGGGAGAAAAUGUGAACGUGUGUGUUAUGUUUUGGAUGAAGUAUAACAGUAGUAGCAAUAAUAAUGUGUUUUGUAAUAAAGAUAUUUGAAGUUGUUGUGGUGAA
Molecule: messenger RNA, 1100 nt
Organism: Vigna umbellata (rice bean)
Lineage: Eukaryota; Viridiplantae; Streptophyta; Magnoliopsida; Fabales; Fabaceae
Biological process (GO): cold acclimation
Cellular component (GO): cytosol
Source: RefSeq, a predicted model, not a curated record